CCCUAACCACGCGGCAGUGACGAAAUUCUCAAUGAAUAAUGUCGAGCUCUGCACCAGCUCAUCAAGUCUCUCAGUCCGCGGGAGCAGGUGACAGAAACUGCUGGACCAACCGAGCGAUACUCUAUCGUUCGUCCCCACGAAAGCGAUAAACGCUCAUCUUCCUUUGGAAAUAGUGCGAUUUGGGAAAAGUCUGUCCGGUCGGUAAUGUCUUUGGAGGACCGCUGUGAGGCUUCAGCAUGAAAUCCUUCAAAUAUCCUUCAAACACUCUUUUGGAAUUAACCGUCAUUUUCCUUUUCAUUCAAAACUCCAGGGUGGAAACCGAAGCAGCACCCAUGAUGGCUAGCAGGGCGGUGGCAGAUGGUUGCCCUCUUGGCCAGUUCCCUUGUGGGAACAUGAGCGUGUGUUUGCCGCAGGUCCUUCAGUGUAAUGGCCACAGAGACUGCAAAAACGGAGCAGAUGAGGAACACUGCGGGGACAACAGCGGAUGGGCGGAUAUUUUUGAUCGCACCAUAAAAAAGGCAGAGCCACAGGACCUUCCUAAUGACUGCUUUCUGAAGCAGUACCCAGAGAGAUGUGAUUGCAUUAAGACAGAGGUGGAAUGUGUGGACAAGAACCUGCAUGUCGUACCCGUCUUCUCCUCCAAUGUGACUUGGUUGUCUCUGAAGAACAAUAGGAUUAGGAUUUUGGAUGAUCACAUCUUCUCCAAAUAUACACAACUGCAGAGACUGUUUCUUCAGAACAACACAAUUCAGAUGGUCUCAAGCCAUGCCUUCAGUGGACUAUUCACUCUGGAAAAAUUGUUUCUGAGCCAAAACCACAUAACCUAUUUAGGUCCGGGUGUAUUCAGAGAUCUGCACAAAUUAGACUGGCUAGUCUUGGAUCACAAUCCACUUAAAAGUAUCACCCGUGAUGCGUUCAUCGGUUUGAGGUUGCUGACAUUUCUGUCUAUGGUGAACACGUCCUUGAUGUGGCUGCCCAACUCGAGUCUCUGUCAGCACAUGCCCUUGCUCAGCUGGCUGGACUUUGCUGAGAACCACGUUGAGUUGCUGAAUAUUUCCACUCUGAUGACAUGCACCGAGCUCACAGUGCUAUCACUGCAUGACAAUAAAAUCAAGAUCCUUCCAGAAAGCACGUUUCAUUCUCUUGGAUCUUUGGUUGAACUAGAUUUGUCUUGCAACAGACUUUCCGACCUUCCUAAAAACACUUUCAAGAGUUUAAAAUAUCUGCAGAAACUGAACAUAUCCCACAAUCCUGCUCUCCAUAUUCAUGCCAGUCACUUCAAUCACCUGGUCCAACUGGAGUCUCUAAGUCUGGAGGGCAUUGAAAUUCCUGAUAUAACCACCAAGAUGUUUCUUCCCAUGGGAAACCUGUCCCACAUAUAUUUUAAGGAUUUUCAGUACUGUUCCUAUGCCCCACAUGUUCGGAAAUGUAAACCUAACACCGAUGGGAUUUCAUCAGUUGAAGACCUGUUAGCCAGCCUGGUUCUGCGGGUGUCCGUCUGGGUGAUGGCCUUCAUCACCUGCUUUGGGAAUCUCUUUGUCAUCGGAAUGCGUUCCUUCAUUAGAGCGGAGAACAACCUGCAUGCAGCCUGCAUCAAAGUCCUGUGUUUUGCUGACUGUCUGAUGGGAGUCUAUCUCUUCUUCCUGGGGAUAUUCGAUGUGAAAUUUCGUGGCGAAUAUAACCGGAACGCUCUUAUCUGGAUGGACAGUGUGGAAUGCCGAACAAUUGGCUUUCUUGCCAUGCUCUCCUCUGAAGUAUCUGUUCUCCUCCUCACCUACUUGACGCUAGAGAAAUUCCUUGUCAUUGUUUUCCCUUUUAGCCAUCUGCGGCCUGAGAAGCUGCAGACGGUGUUGGUUCUGGCCUUCAUCUGGGUUCUGGGAUUUGUCAUAGCAGCUGUUCCCCUGCUAAAUGAAGACCUGUUUGGGAACUAUUAUGGGCGAAAUGGAGUUUGUUUCCCUCUGCACUCUGAUAGACUGGAAAAACCAACAGCCAAAGGAUACUCCACAGGGAUAUUUCUUGGUCUUAAUCUGGUGGCGUUCUUGGUGAUUGUCGUUUCUUACUCCAGUAUGUUCUGUUCCAUUUAUAAAACUGGCAUCAAUGCCACAGAUGUGCGCAGUCGGCUGCACAAAGAUGUGGCUGUGGCCAACCGCUUUUUCUUUAUUGUGUUCUCUGACGCCCUCUGCUGGAUACCCAUAUUUUUGGUCAAAACACUCUCUCUUCUAAAAGUUGAGAUUCCAGGGACGAUAAACUCCUGGGUGGUGAUCUUCAUUCUUCCUAUUAACAGUGCCCUUAACCCCAUCCUCUACACCCUGACCACCAGCUUCUUCAGAGAGCAGGUGGAGCUUCUCCUUUGCCGCUGGCAGCGACGCUCCACGUCAAAGAAAGAACGCAAGAGUCUCACCAGCUCCACCAUCUACAUGGACCCCUCUCGAAAUGCAGAAUACCCUGCAAAAAUUUCCGUGCCACGUCUGUCUUUGACAGACAUGGAUAACCAAUAUGGGUGAAAGAGCCAGUGAGUAAAAGGGAUCAAUCAUAGUGUUGAACUAUCAUAAUCAUUAUCUAUGUUAAGAAAGGAGAAUGACAGUCUUUCCUGGAACAAUUUAAGUAAAAGGAUGGCACUUGAUUCCUGCUGUUUUUGUUCUAAUAUGGAGUGCUCUUUUUAGACAC
Rhinichthys klamathensis goyatoka is the source of this 2667-nucleotide messenger RNA. It is a transcript of the gene rxfp2a, whose product is annotated as relaxin family peptide receptor 2a. Gene Ontology annotation, cellular component: membrane. The record is from RefSeq and is a predicted model, not a curated record. The coding region runs from base 237 to 2504 and encodes 755 amino acids. The transcript is spliced from 18 exons. Gene Ontology annotation, biological process: G protein-coupled receptor signaling pathway. Gene Ontology annotation, molecular function: protein binding; G protein-coupled receptor activity. Lineage: Eukaryota; Metazoa; Chordata; Actinopteri; Cypriniformes; Leuciscidae.